Messenger RNA from Dromiciops gliroides (monito del monte), 1180 nucleotides. It is a transcript of the gene IL27, whose product is annotated as interleukin 27. The record is from RefSeq and is a predicted model, not a curated record. Gene Ontology annotation, biological process: regulation of T-helper 1 cell differentiation; regulation of T cell proliferation. Lineage: Eukaryota; Metazoa; Chordata; Mammalia; Microbiotheria; Microbiotheriidae. The transcript is spliced from 6 exons. Gene Ontology annotation, molecular function: interleukin-27 receptor binding. The coding region runs from base 1 to 858 and encodes 285 amino acids.
AUGGGAGAGUUGUUCAUUAUACCCCAUCUUGGGAAAAGCCAAACCCUCAUCCGACCCUACCUACUCAACUUCUUCCUCUCUCACACCCAGGUACCUGCCCCUGAGAUGGAAAAUGGAAAGGAAUUUGGUGCAGUGUCGACCCAUCAACGCUGCACAGUAAUAAAGUCCUCAUGGGCCCCUAGGCCUCAUGCUGUUGUCUGUGAGGGGUUUAAUCUCUUGCUGCUCUCCUUGCUCCUGAACAAGGCUGUCAUCUGGGGGUUCCCAUGGCCUCGAGGGCAACCUUCCCAUGGUUUGCUGGACAUGAGGAGUGAGUUCAAGAUCAGCCUGAGGCUUGCCAGAAAGCUGCUUUCAGAGAUCCGGGGUAUUGCCCACCUCUUUGCAGAUACACACCUGGUUGGGGUGUCUUUGGACUUCCUACCCCAGAGGGAACAGCUUCCCAAUGUCACCAUGACAUUCAAGACCUGGAUCCAACUUUCAGACCCUGAUCGACUUUCCUCCCUUUCCAGACUUCUGGGCCACUUCCAGGCUCCUCUAGGAGAAAUAGAGGGUCACCAGGGCUGGAAGGGUUCCCUGAGGAAACGGCUGUGGAUCGCCCAGCUGGACCUUCGGGAUCUGCAAUCCCAUCUCCAUUUCCAGAUGAAGGCUACGGGAUACAGUCCCCCGGAAGAUAAGGAAACACGGGGUCUGGAGGAGAGGGCCUUAGGAAGACUUUCUCUUGCUGUGCAUCAAGUCUCCUGGCCUCAGCUCCUGAGCACCUACCAAGUUCUCCGAUCCCUGGAGCUAGUCCUUGCCAGAGCUGUCCGGGAUUACCUUCUGCUCUCAAAGGGAAUGGUUCACGCCCAGUCCUCGGCUACUUAAGAAGCACAGUCUGACCAAGGAGUGAUGACCCCUUUCCCUUCCCUUCCCCCCACUACUUGAAUCACCUUCCAGGAUUGUUUCCCCGCCUCCUUAUGUUUGGUUUCCAAGCUGAGGCCCAGCCCCCUGCCCUGAGCCAUUUGGGAGGGAGAGAUCUCAGAUUUCAGCCCAAGUCCCCUUCUCCUGCCAGUGGGAUCCUAUCUGGUUAGGAGACUGUAGCAUAUGCCCCUUUCAUUCUCUUCUCUCCUCACCUUCUGAGCCCAUGCCCAUCCCAUAAUUUAAGAGCCCUUCAAGUUCAGGGAAGAUAUUUAUUUCUUGGAUAUUU